UGCUAUGCUAUCCUGCCACGUGCCGAAUUUAAGGCAUCCAUCCAAGUGGAUGUUUGCCCCUCUCCUCCUCUUCCUGGCUGAGCUCGGCUGCGGCGCCCAGCCCACUUACCAGUGGAAAGAUGCUGUGACAAACGAGAAGCUCACCUGCCAGCAGUGCCCGCCGGGGACCUUCGUGGCACAGCACUGCACCAGGGACAGACAGACGGUGUGCGAACCCUGCCCGGAUUUGCACUACACUCAGUACUGGAACUACCUGGAGAAGUGCCGGUACUGUAACGUCAUCUGCGAGGAGAAGCAGGUGGAGGUGCAGCAGUGCAAUUCCACCCACAACCGCGUCUGUCAGUGCCAGGAGGGCUACUACUCGGAGAUGGAGUUCUGCAUCAGGCACUCCGAGUGUCCGCCGGGCUCCGGCGUAGACAAACUGGGUACCCCCUUCGAGAACACCCGGUGCCGUGCCUGCCCCCGCGGCUUCUUCUCUUCCUCCAACUCCAGCACCAAGCCGUGCCAGCCGCACCAGGACUGCGAGCAGCAGGGGAAGGUGACCAACGUGCAGGGCAACCAGUAUCACGACACCCUCUGCACCUCCUGCAGGCUGGGGAGAAGCAACAGCACGCAGGGACCAGGAGACGACGACUGUGAGCAAGCCAUGAUAGAUUUUGUGGCAUACCAGAACAUCCCCAUCAGAAAGCUGAAGCGCCUGCAGCAAAUCCUGGAGCGCUCGCCGAGGAAGCAGGCGCUGGGGACCAGGGCAGCCAUCCAGGAGAAGUUCAGGGCUUUCCUCACCCACCUGAAAGAGGGACACUACGAGGUCACCAAGGAGCUGCUGGAUGCGCUGCGAGCUGCCAAGCUGCACUCCGUCGAGGAGAAGGUCCGCGAGCGCUUCCUCCUGCAUUGAGAAAAUGAACUGAACUUUUCGGGUGGUUUUUGUUUUGUUUUGUUUUUCUUCUGUGGCUUCAUUAAUUUAUUAAUCUUUCCAAACCUAACUAGAAAUGCAGCGUAGAGAUGAGUGAUGGGUCAGAGCUGAAGUGUGCUGUGCCAGCUGCGGUGGGUCCUGCUCUGCGUGCGGCUGUAUCGCUGCCUCCGGGACGGGAUGCGGUGAGCAGCAGCAUCCCUGCGCCAGUGGCCGGGCUGGGAGCUCCCUGGGUGCCGGCCGCGGAUUUUCCAGCACUCAGCAAGGGUCAAUGUUUUAUCAGAAGAGAAACGUGCGGCCAGGGUCAUUUUUUCUGGGGAAGAACCCAGCUCCCCCUUUUUAGACAACUGUCUGGCUUUGUUUUAAACUGUGUGGGUUUGUUUUUGUUGGGGUUUUUUUUAGUUAUUUAACAGUAUUUCCCACAGAGGAUUCAUUUGCAUUUGUUUGUCAUGCUUUGUUUUGAGAAAGGAGUUUACUGCUGAGACACACGUUGGGUGUGGGAUGCCCCUGGAGUCACUGGUACAGCCAGCUUUAAAUUUAUUUCUAAACUACCUGUUUUUAUACCAUGUGUGAGAGAUGUUUUCUAAAGAAAGAAACCAAAGAAGUUAU
Messenger RNA from Aptenodytes forsteri (emperor penguin), 1519 nucleotides. It is a transcript of the gene TNFRSF6B, whose product is annotated as TNF receptor superfamily member 6b. The coding region runs from base 5 to 895 and encodes 296 amino acids. The transcript is spliced from 4 exons. The record is from RefSeq and is a predicted model, not a curated record. Gene Ontology annotation, molecular function: protein binding. Lineage: Eukaryota; Metazoa; Chordata; Aves; Sphenisciformes; Spheniscidae.